Molecule: messenger RNA, 3041 nt
Organism: Tripterygium wilfordii
Lineage: Eukaryota; Viridiplantae; Streptophyta; Magnoliopsida; Celastrales; Celastraceae
Exons: 16
Coding region: 187-2559 (790 amino acids)
Biological process (GO): autophagy
Cellular component (GO): intracellular membrane-bounded organelle
Molecular function (GO): protein binding
Source: RefSeq, a predicted model, not a curated record
UAAACACAAAUUUGGCUUGGAUUUGUCGCUAUUUCAAAUCCAAAUCAACAUCUAAGAGAGAGAGUCUCUCCUUCCAAAUUUCCUGCGUAGCGGAGAAUUAGGGUUUCACUUUUGCAUCUGUUCCUCUACUAGUUGCCAUCUCCGAUUCUCCAUUGCUCUUAUGUUACUUAAUUACGUACAUACAAUAUGACUGGGCGUUCCUCGCCGCGUGAUCGGAGCUCGCGUCAAUCGUCGCCAUCUAAUAAUCCGCACCAUAGUGUUGGAAAUGUAUUGUCUUUAUUAGCUCGGAGAGAGAUUUCACCCAGAACUAAGGAUGCACCAAAAAAGUGCUGGGGAGAAGCUUCUAAAAAGAGUAGUAAUUCAUCUUCACUGCGUAAAUCUGCUCCUAUAGAUCCAAAUCGUGGACUUAUCUCAUGGAUUGAGGCAGAGUCCCUGCGCCAUUUGUCUGCGAAGUACUGUCCUUUGGUGCCUUCUCCUAAGUCCACCAUUGCAGCUGCAUUUAACCCAGAUGGGAGAACGCUUGCUUCUACACACGGUGACCACACUGUGAAGGUAAUAGAUUGCCAAACUGGAAAUUGUUUAAAGGUUUUGAGUGGUCAUCGAAGGACACCUUGGGUGGUUAGGUUUCACCCCUUGCAUCCAGAAAUUCUUGUGAGUGGGAGCUUGGAUUAUGAAGUCCGCUUAUGGAAUGCAAACACAUCAGAGUGUAUCGGAUCUCAUGAUUUCUACCGUCCUAUUGCGUCCCUUGCUUUCCAUCCUAAAGGGGAACUCCUUGCAGUUGCAUCAGGUCACAAGUUAUACAUGUGGUACUACAACGAAACAGAUGAAGUGGCUUCCUCACCAUCCGUUGUACUGAGGACAAAGCGUUCACUUCGGGCUGUACAUUUCCAUCCGAAUGCUGCUCCAUUUCUCUUGACUGCAGAGGUCAAUGAUCUUGACUCUUCAGAUAUCUCAAUGACAAGAGCAACUUCUGCUGGUUAUGUGAGAUAUCCUCCACCUGCUGUCUACGUAGCGAAUGUCGAUUCAAAUGACCGUAAUAGUUUGGGUGCUGAAAAAUCGGCAACUUUACCUUCAUUAAUUGUGCGUUCCACUUCUGCUGAACAUUCAAGAAUAGAUUUGCAGCAGGCUAAUACACAUGCUGGUUCAAGAAGCAUGGAAGUGGAAUCUUCUGCUUCAUUAAGGAGACCAGCAGAUUCAGGAGUAACAGAGCAGAAUAAUAGGGAAGCAUCUCCAAUGGAGACAUUUCCUGCAAUCCCUAGUGGCUUGUUUCCUGGGACUUCUGAUGCUGCAGUAGAUGCCAUGGAGACUGAUGAGGUGCAGCCUGUAUGGGGAAGUGAGCAGAGCUCUGCUACUCUCGGUGACACUAAUCAUGCACCGACUGGACCAAUCAGGCAUAUAUCCAGCCGUCCAGAAUUCGGUGAAUCUGGGCAACUUCAUCAGUUUUUACCCUUUAGAGACCCUACUUGUUGGGAGCUACCUUUUUUGCAAGGAUUGUUAAUGGGUCAAAGUCAAGCCAGUGUUCCCUCGAGUCUUCCCUUUAAUGGUAGCAGUCGUGAUGUGGAGGCUCCAGUGGCUUCUACAGCAAUACCCAGCAGUCCCAGGCCAUCUGGAAGAUCUGACCGGCGGCAUCGUAUUUCACUUUCCCGCCCCUCUGUAUCUGAAUCUGGGGAAAUUACUACCCCUGUUAACGCACAACAUGAUGGGACUAAUAAUCAACCCAUUAUUAGUAGAAUCCAGUCUGAACUUGCCACAUCCCUGGCUGCUGCAGCAGCGGCAGAGUUGCCUUGCACUGUAAAGCUAAGAGUAUGGCAGCAUUACGUAGAAGAUUCUUGUGCCUUGUUAACAGUGGAGAAGUGCUGCUUAACCAUUCCCCAUGCUGUCCUUUGUAGUGAAAUGGGUGCACACUUUUCGCCUUGUGGGAGAUUUUUAGCUGCCUGUGUUGCUUGCAUGCUUCCUCACGUGGAAACUGAUCCUGGACUACAAACAUUUUUUCAUCAAGAUUCUGGUGCUGCAACAUCCCCAACCCGUCACCCAAUCUCAGCACACCAUGUCAUGUACGAGCUUCGGAUAUAUUCCCUAGAGGAAGCAACCUUUGGUUCAGUGCUUAUUUCACGAGCAAUCAGAGCUGCUCAUUGUUUGACUUCAAUCCAGUUCUCACCCACCUCUGAGCAUAUAUUACUUGCCUAUGGUCGACGUCAUGGAUCUCUUCUUAAAAGCAUUGUGAUUGAUGGGGAAACGACGUCUCCUAUAUACACCGUUCUGGAGAUUUACAGAGUUUCCGACAUGGAACUUGUAAGGGUGCUUCCUAGUGCAGAAGAUGAGGUGAAUGUUGCUUGCUUUCAUCCUUUUGCCGGAAGAGGCCUUGCAUAUGGAACCAAGGAAGGAAAGUUGAGGCUCCUCCAAUAUGAUGGAGCUCCUGGUGCAAAUGGCACUGAACCAAGUUACUUUCCUGAGGAAAAUGUGGCUGAGUCGCAGUCAUUGCCCUUAAGAAGAGAACUCUUAAACAUAAUCGAAAGCAUAGCUUGUUGCACAUACUCAAACCCUUGUGCCCUGACAUAGCUGGUGCCAACGUAUGCUUUAGAAGGCUAGAUAUCGGGGAUUGCAAUUAACUUGUUUGAUCUGUACCAGCGCCCUACAUGGGCAUUGUUACUUGUAUCUUGAAAAAAAAAAUCUGAAAUAGCCAACUUGGAAAAGAAGUCGAUAGGACGCUGGAGUUCUCGCUUGUUUUUUUUUUCAUCCACCAGGAAAUCCUGAUCUGUUCAAGCUCGUGUGCUAAUGUACAUUAUUAUGCACCAGAAGUGUACUAACAUUGUGUUUUCUUGUCCAUUUCCUUUUUCUCCUCCUUUCUUUUCUGAUAAUUUUCCUUCUCCUUUAUUAGAUUGUUGUUCUGUUGUCUCAAAUUAUUGUACUUCCUAGGAGGAGCCUCUGUAGCAGGUGGGGGGCGCUCAGAAGCCACAUGUUAACAGACUAUGAAUACAUGUAACUAUGGAAAAGAAAAUAGAUGAAUUUUAUAUUAAAAAAAAAACCUUAAUUCUGGAACA